AUGGCUGGAUCGCGCAUCACCUACCGCUUUACGUUCAUUGACCUGGCCGAUGACGGCAAGGUAGAUGGCGAAGCUCGUCGUGGUCGGGCCAGGAGCUUUUCUCCGAUUCGGGCAUCCGUGGCAAAGUCGGAGACCCCAGUGGUGGAUGCAUGGGCACAGCGUCAUCUUCGCACGCUCCGGCACGGGCAGGACGCAACAGUUUGCGAUCCGCCGGCACCAAACCGGGGCAGCGUCGGACACCCAACCUUGUGCAGCCGCCCAUGCAUCUACUUCGCAAAGGAAGGGCAGUGCCCGAAAGGUGAUGCCUGUGGCUUUUGCCACUAUUACCAUUCCAGUGCCCCAAAGCCUGACAAGCAUCAGCGUGAGUUGAUGAAGAUGAUGCCCAGGGCGGAGCUACUGUCUCUGCUGGCAGAGCUACUUCGGGAGCGUGCCGAGCAAGAUGGUUUCGAGGAUGCCGGCUUUGCUGUGGCG
Messenger RNA from Symbiodinium sp. CCMP2456, 471 nucleotides. Lineage: Eukaryota; Dinophyceae; Suessiales; Symbiodiniaceae. The record is from the annotation of a GenBank genome assembly.